Exophiala spinifera is the source of this 486-nucleotide messenger RNA. RefSeq lists its product as uncharacterized. Lineage: Eukaryota; Fungi; Ascomycota; Eurotiomycetes; Chaetothyriales; Herpotrichiellaceae. The transcript has a single exon. The record is from RefSeq and is a predicted model, not a curated record. The coding region runs from base 1 to 486 and encodes 161 amino acids.
AUGGGCUUCUGGAACGAUGGCAUACGGCCAAAAGACCGCGACCGCAGCCGCAGUCCCUCGCGAAAAGUAUACUACGCCUCGCGGCCUGCGUACUCUCGCUCCGGAUCCUCGUUCUUCUCCUCCUUCACCGGUGGCUCGUCGCGGGGCCACCGCGCCCGGCCUCGAUCCGGCUUCAUCAACCGCAUCCGCCGCUUUCUGCGCGAGAUAUACUCGUACAUGCGCCGGCACCCGCUCAAGGUCUUCCUGCUCGUCAUCAUGCCGUUGAUCACCGGCGGCGCGCUGGCCAAGUUGCUCGCCCAGGUCGGCAUAAGAUUGCCGCCUGGCCUACAGAGGAUGAUGGGAGGCGCCACGAGACAAUCGUCGGAACGAUUCUACGCCAGGGGCGGUGCGAGGGAUUUCGACGCAGGUACAGCAUUGCCCGGCAUGGGCGGCGGUAUGGGCCAGAGCAUUUCGAGUUUGAUGGGGAUCGCGAAGAUGUUCAUCUAA